AUGCGGGUUUUCCGACGCCACUCCGGCUCAGCUAGCGCAUCGAUAACAUCCAUUGGGCAAAUGGAGGCUGAAACAGUUGGCCGGCUCAGUUUUGACGAGAUAUCCAACGGCGGGCUGCUGAGUGCGGAGCCCGGCCAUGGGCUGUUUGGUGUUGUCUCGGGUUCCGGCGAAGGAGAGAGCCAGCUGCCAGCUCGUCGUCAGGCCGACAUUGCUGGAAAAGUUGGCCUUCCAUGGGGAUAG
Messenger RNA from Trichophyton benhamiae CBS 112371, 240 nucleotides. RefSeq lists its product as uncharacterized. The record is from RefSeq and is a predicted model, not a curated record. The coding region runs from base 1 to 240 and encodes 79 amino acids. The transcript has a single exon. NCBI's taxonomy places the organism in Eukaryota, Fungi, Ascomycota, Eurotiomycetes, Onygenales, Arthrodermataceae.